Messenger RNA from Serpula lacrymans var. lacrymans S7.9, 804 nucleotides. RefSeq lists its product as uncharacterized. Bases 334 to 624 code for a protein of 96 amino acids. Lineage: Eukaryota; Fungi; Basidiomycota; Agaricomycetes; Boletales; Serpulaceae. The record is from RefSeq and is a predicted model, not a curated record. The transcript has a single exon.
GUGGGCCAGGUGUUAUCCCAGCCACAUUGGUAUACACUGGUGGGGGGACCGAAAAAAAUCCAGCAUGUGAACCACAAAACGACGAUGUCACGCCGAAAGGAGGGGGCGGGGGAAUAAAUGGAUUCGUCGCAAAAUGUGCAACUCUGGAGGCGACAUGGUAGGGAGGAUGUGCAGGGUUCGGAGGAUGGAACUGUGACGUUAAUGGGUACGGGUAAAGCGAGCUCUGCGGUGCAGGUGCAAUCUGAGAUGGUGGGUGAGGAAUAGCUGGGUUCGAUGGGGGUGCAGCAGCCGUAGCGACUCCUGGGUGUCUCCAUCCCGGUGGUGAAAGGACACAUGAAUCAGGAUGUCUGCCUAAAAUCCGCCAUUGAUGACUAUUACACGGCUGAGCAUUUUGCACAUUUGGAGGUGCUGACACUUGUGGAUGAAGAGAUGAUAUGCCUGCUCGCCAUGAGAUUUCCGGUUGAGGGCCAGUACUACUCUGUGUUUGUGAUGUGGAAGGCGUUGGAGCAGAGCGAGAUGGGUGCAUUUGGGUGGUUACACCGGGAGGGCUGGAGUGUGAGGUGGUAUGGAUAUGAGGCAUUGGCAGAUUCUGACUGCAGGCGAUGGAUGGGACCGUAUUUAUAGCAAGGAGGUAGAGUGUUUGGCGUGAUGCUGGCAGAGUGCGCAAAGGCCGGCGUAUAGUUAGGUGCUGUGUUCCGUAAAAGUAACGAGUCCAUCAGUACCUUUCAGGGCGAAACGUACAUCCGUGACAUCCGCUCUGUUCUGGUUGUGCGACAAGGAGAGAUGAUUCCAAGCAUGUAUUCC